CCACAACACAUUCAUUCACAUAAGGAGGGAGUGAGAGGCUUACACAGCGAGUUAGAGUGAGGAGGUUAAAGCUGAAAGAACGUCACUUCUUUUGCUCCCUUUUUUCGGAACUACAGGUCAAAAUGAUGAACUUUUUGAUGUUUGCCGUCAGUCUCACUUUCUAUCAGAUCGGGAGGAAUCCUGCCUGUGCCGGGAUGUGCUGGCUGCAGCAGAGCCAGCGGUGUGACAUGGUGCUGAUGAGAGGGGUCACCAGAGAGGAGUGCUGCGCCGGGGGCCGUCUGAACACAGCCUGGUCCAACACCAGCCUGCCCAUGAAUGAGGUCAGCCUGCUGGGGUUCUUGGGAAUUGUCCCCUGCAAGCCCUGCAAAGAGACGUGCGAGGGCGUCAAGUGCGACCCUGGGAAAGUGUGCAAGAUGAAAACGGGAAGGCCGCAGUGCAUGUGCUCUCCCGACUGCUCCCACGUCGCACGUCAGCACGCCGUGUGCGGAAGCGAUGGCAAGUCCUACAAGGACGAGUGCGUUCUGCUGAUGGCGCGCUGCAUGGGACAACCCGACCUUGAGGUCAUGUACCAAGGAGAGUGCAAAAAGUCGUGCGCCAACGUUGUAUGUCCGGGGACGCACACCUGCGUGACCGACCAGACCAACAGCGCCCACUGCGUCAUGUGCCGUUCCACGCCCUGCCCCAGACCCCUGCCUUCCGAGCAGCCCAUCUGCGGCAACGACAGCAUCACCUACCCCAGUGCCUGCCACCUUCGCCGCGCCACCUGCUUCCUUGGCCACUCUAUAGGAGUCCGUCACUACGGCCACUGCAACAGUCCUCCAAGAAAAGCACAACUUUUCGAGGGCAGCGAGGAAAACGCCGUCUAGAUUCUACCGAGCUCAUCGGCCUCUUUCCAAUAUGACCUCUAUCGGGUUUUCUCAUGACAAUCAUCCCUCCCUUUUGUAGACACUUUGAUAUUUACGCAAUGGUGUAGUGCGGGCGAAAAUAUGUAUGCUAGUAGUUUUUCACAGUAGCAAUAUAAAUAGGGCCGCUCCCUCCACAACCCAUUUUAGAGUCCCUGUGUGUCAUAGCCAGUCUGCAAUGACGUCUUCAAGGUUUGAAUUGUCCAUGCUUCCAUCAAUCCAUCUUCUUCCGCUUAUCCGAGGUCAGGUCGCAGGGGCAGCAGCCUAGGCCACUUCGUCCAGCUCUUCCCGGGGGAUCCCGAGGCGUUCCCAGGCCAGCCGGGAGACAUAGUCUUCCCAACGUGUCCUGGGUCUUCCCUGUGGCCUCCUACCGGUCGGACGUGCCCUAAACACCUUCCGAGGGAGGCGUUCGGAUGGCAUCCUGACCAGAUGCCCGAACCACCUCAUCUGGCUCCUCUCGAUGUGGAGGAGCAGCGGCUUUACUUUGAGCUCCCCACGGAUGGCAGAGCUUCUCACCCUAUCUCUAAGGGAGAGCCCCGCCACCCGGCGGAGGAAACUCAUUUCGGCCGCUUGCACCCGUGCUCUUGUCCUUUCGGUCAUAACCCAAAGCUCAUGACCGUAGGUGAGGAUGGGAACGUAGAUCGACCGGUAAAUUGAGAGCUUUGCCUUCCGGCUCAGCUCCUUCUUCACCACAACGGAUCGAUACAGCGUCCGCAUUACUGAAGACGCCGCACCGAUCCGCCCGUCGAUCUCACGAUCCACUCUUCCCUCACUCGUGAACAAGACUCCGAGGUACUUGAACUCCUCCACUUGGGGCAGGGUCUCCUCCGCAACCCGGAGAUGGCACUCCACCCUUUUCCGGGCGAGAACCAUGGACUCGGACUUGGAGGCUCUGAUUCUCAUCCCAGUCGCUUCACACUCGGUUGCGAACCGGAUCAGUGAGAGCUGAAGAUCGUGGCCGGAUGAAGUCAUCAUGACCACAUCAUCUGCAAAAAGCAGAGACCUAAUCCUGAAUUGUGUGUUAAUGCAAAUUCAGUAAUGCGCCCUACCUCUGCCAAACCUAAUUUGGUUUGAUAUAUCUGCUGAAAUACCCAAAAAGAGAACGUAUGGUGGCACCCAGAGGCUAAGAACCUUUGUUCAGAAGUCCUCUGCAAAAACAUGCAUGCUAAAAAUACAGCAAUUUGUAUUAAUCGGUGGCAGAUGAACACAUCCAGAUAAAGACAUAACUAUACGGGAGACGUGUGCAUAUUGUAAAUAGAUUACCACAACUAUUUAUUGGAGAAGGUAUCAAUCACUAUUUAUGUUCUUAAUCCUAUUAACAAAACAAUGUAUCCAAAUUGCUAUGUAUUUAUUGUGUUUAUUUUUAUUCUCCCACAGGCAAACCACAUUUUUUACGGCCUUAUCUCACAAUAGUUUUUUUUCCAACCCUCAUUUGGGUGGAAAGCCAGUUUUAGCUCAGCAAUUUUUAAAGCUGCACUGUGAUUGUUAAAGUUAUUUUGGGGGGGGCUAGCAGAGAUCUAAACUAACAUGUAUAGCCUGUUGUGUUUUCAGCAACCAGAUCCAAACAACUGCAACAAUACCUCCUCUGUUUGUAAAUACCUUGCUUUGUAAGACAUGGUCCAUCAGCCCGGCACUGUUUUGUGCUCCAAUUUGAUUGGUAUUCUUAAAAGAAUUCAGCGGAGGGGGGAGAGGCGAAGAUUGAAUUAGUCUCGGAAUGGACCACAGUAGCUAUAUAGGCCAACACUUGAUGUAGUCUUGCGUGGUGUUGACAUCUGCCAGGUGAUCCCAAUGAACUUCUAAAGUCAAUCCUCCACGUUGAACUCACCGUACAAACUCCUUCCUUUCUGUGUGUAAUACCUACUGUGACAUUUCAGCAAUAAAUGCAUUGAAUUUUUUUACUUC
This is a messenger RNA of Nerophis lumbriciformis (worm pipefish), 2804 nucleotides long. RefSeq names its product follistatin-like 3 (secreted glycoprotein) (gene fstl3). Gene Ontology annotation, biological process: negative regulation of activin receptor signaling pathway; multicellular organism development; regulation of BMP signaling pathway. NCBI's taxonomy places the organism in Eukaryota, Metazoa, Chordata, Actinopteri, Syngnathiformes, Syngnathidae. Gene Ontology annotation, cellular component: extracellular region. Gene Ontology annotation, molecular function: activin binding; protein binding. The record is from RefSeq and is a predicted model, not a curated record.